AUGGCGAAACUCCACCUCCUCAUCCUCUCACUCCUCCUACUCUCCACCUUCGCACCACCAUCUCACGGUGCUAACCCUACCACCCAACCACCCAACACCAUCCCGGAAUGCCUGAAGGCCACCGGCGGACCAUGCCACAGCAAAACCAAAUCUUUAAAGCUUAAACUCGUCGCCAUUGCAGCAAUUCUAGUGGCUAGUAUGAUGGGUGUUACUCUACCCAUGCUUUCACGGGCUAUACCCGCUUUACAACCCGAUAAGAAGCUGUUUGUGUUGGUUAAAGCCUUUGCUUCCGGUGUGAUUCUUGCAACUGGAUACAUGCACGUUUUACCCGAUUCAUUUGAUUGCCUAACAUCCAAAUGCUUGCCUGAAAACCCAUGGAGAAAGUUUCCCUUCACAACGUUUAUUGCAAUGUUGUCAGCUGUAUUGACAUUAAUGGUUGAUUCGUACGCUAUGAGUUGGUACAAGAAAUACGGGCCAAGAAACGAGAAUUUGGAUCCGAAAAUCUCGGGUCAUUUCCAUGGCGAUGGAUUUUCUGGGAUUGAUUCACCAACAUCACAGUUGAGGCGAUAUCGAGUGGUUGCUCAGGUGCUAGAGCUAGGAAUAGUUGUACACUCAGUUGUGAUUGGACUAUCGAUGGGUGCAUCGGAUAAUUUAUGCACCAUAAGACCUCUCGUCGCUGCUCUAUGCUUUCAUCAAUUCUUCGAGGGAAUGGGUCUUGGUGGUUGCAUUCUUCAGGCGGAGUAUGAGAGAAAGAUGAAGGCAAUGAUGGUGUUUUUCUUCUCGGUGACAACUCCAUUUGGGAUAGCACUUGGAAUCGGGUUGUCAAAUGUCUACCGUGAGAAUAGUCCGGCAGCUCUGAUGGUGGUCGGAAUACUGGACGCGGUGUCAGCAGGCCUGUUGAAUUACAUGGCGUUGGUGGAUCUACUGGCGGCGGAUUUCAUGGGGAAGAAGCUUCAAGAAGAUAUGAAGCUUCAAGCAGUUUCAUAUGUCGCUGUGUUUCUAGGUGCUGGAGGCAUGUCUGUGAUGGCAAUUUGGGCAUAA
Messenger RNA from Lactuca virosa, 1041 nucleotides. The record is from the annotation of a GenBank genome assembly. NCBI's taxonomy places the organism in Eukaryota, Viridiplantae, Streptophyta, Magnoliopsida, Asterales, Asteraceae.